AUGUUGAUGCAGCCAAUUUCAUGGCCUGUUGCAAGAUAUUUAGAACUAGAUUCAGUGAAGGAACCAGGAUCUGUGACAGAUUAUUUGAACAAUUACAAAGAUGGUUUGGAAUCUGUAUCACUAGCACACCUGUCUGUUCCUGUUAGGUUUACCUUACCUCCAAUUAUCUGUAUCAGUGCUCAAAUACAUGACAGGAAAGGUUUUCAAUCUACGAAAUCCACAUAUGAUGAUGUCACUUCCUGUAAACCUUUACUACAGAGUGUAGGUUUACACCAUUCAUUUAGUAGCUCUAGUGGUCGCUCUUCUCCUACCUCCUCAGAUCAUACAGUUACACCUGGAUUAUCUGGACUACAUGGUGGCUGGAUAACUGGGAAUUCAACAGAACGAAGCAGUCUUGGUUCAUCUUACUCACUUGAUGACAUAGACCAACAAGCCUCAAAUACAGUAACAAAACAUUUUGAAAAUAUCAAAUCAGUUUUAUUUGAGGGAGAGAAUUCACUUCCUUCAUCAGCCAAUACAUCUCAGGUGUCUAGAUCAUCUCAAUCAUCAACUAUACGAGAAUGUCAGGAAUGGAGAUCACAAUUUCAUCAUCUCAGGUCUUUAGGAUCCAGUUGUCUGGCCCUGAGUAAAAAGGAUGAAGGAGUUGAACUUAUACCACGAGAAACUUCUCCUGGACAACAUGACACACCUGACUCUGAACAUGUACUAGUUGAAGGAAGACAAAUUUUACCUAAACAUCCUCCAACCGAUGCCACUGCCAUAAAAGAUUUUGACGAUGACACUCAUACUGGGUUCGAAUUUUUACGAGAAGAAAUAUUUGCUCAAGAUGGUGUGUAUGAGGAAAUCCUCGCCAUUGAUGAUGAAAGAAUAGAAGAUAAUGUUGAACCCAAAUUGACUGUGUUACCGUCUCGACGUAGAGUUGGUUAUCCCCCAAUAACGCCCAACGCCUGUAUAACUAAUAGUGUUAUGACUAGGUUGUUUGAUACACUAUGGAAGGACGUCUUAUUUUGGUCCUGGCCAGUUAUACAGAAAAAUUACCCCCAAUUCUUUGAUGAUGUGAUGCAGCAAACUUUAGAUGUGAAUCCGUCUUCACCACAUCAGAAUAAUCCAUCACCAGCCAAUCGUCAGUCUUCAUUUACAUUUAACCCUAGGCACUCAUAUUUAAGUCAGCGUGCCAACACUCAUGCUGGGGGUUCUUUUGAUUCACAGAAAUCUUUUGAUGGUAUUUUAAAAAUAUCUCAAAUACCUAUUAAUUCUAGGGAGGAUGGAAGUGGAAUAGUCCGUCCUGGAUCUAGUAUUCACUCUAGACAGAGACCAACUACAACAACUUAUCGUGUACUGUCCAAAUUCGGUGGGAAAGGCAGCAGAUUACCUCCCCUUAAUGCUUCAGAAAGAAAUAAGGAAGAAGAAACGCCUAUUGAUGCGUUACAUGUUCGAAGAUUAACUCUAUAUACCAGUGGUGAGAGUAUCUCCCCACCCCCUACAACCACAACAUAUCAACGGAAUGGUGCUCUCCCUCCUCUACAUGUUGAGAAGGAGCGAAAGAAUUAUAAUCGUGCUAGUAGUGCUGUAGAUAAUAAAGAUGGUAGAAAUUAUUACAAUAAUAGAAAUUACCUCCCCUUUGAUCAACGUCCUAGUACCACACAUGCUAUGAGAACAGAUAAUUUAACAUUAUUCAGAAGAUCGUCCACACCACAAAAUCAGAACCAAUUUAUGGGAGGUCGUCAGUUAAAUAUUACAGGUAAAAAUCUUCAACCAUCAGGUGAAUAUCCUCACAUACAACCUGAUAUAGUUGAAGAUCAGGAGGGCUCAAUAGAGGAUGGAAUUUUACAGACCAACAAUUGGCCUCAAGGAAAUUCGUCCAAUAAUAAUCCGUAUAGAAGGAGAGCUCACAGACAUGUGAUUCAAACGUGA
Molecule: messenger RNA, 1914 nt
Organism: Lottia gigantea (owl limpet)
Lineage: Eukaryota; Metazoa; Mollusca; Gastropoda; Lottiidae
Exons: 15
Coding region: 1-1914 (637 amino acids)
Source: RefSeq, a predicted model, not a curated record